AUUAAAGAAAGCAAAACCCAUUUCUUUGAACUCUCUGAGGGGUUCUGAUGAGAAUGAUAGGAUCAAGAAGCAGCAGCAGCAGCAGUGGUGGUGGUGGCGGCGGCGGCUGCGGCAGUGGAAGCAGUGGCGUUACGUGCUACAGAGGCCACUGGCGGCCGGCGGAGGACAAUAAACUCCGCCAGCUUGUUGAACAGUUUGGGCCUCAGAAUUGGAAUUACAUUGCUGAACAUUUUGAGGCUAGAUCUGGAAAAAGCUGUAGAUUGAGAUGGUAUAAUCAACUGGAUCCGAAUAUAAACAAGAACCCAUUUACGGAGGAAGAAGAAGAGAGGCUUUUAAUAUUUCAACGGCUUCACGGGAACAAAUGGGCGUUAAUAGCCCGACACUUCAAAGGAAGAACAGACAAUGCAGUGAAGAAUCACUACCAUGUUAUAAUGGCUAGAAGGAGAAGAGAACGUUUCACAAUAUUCACUAACAACAACAACAUCCUAAGGUCUCGUCAUUGCUUAUUGUCCUUUUCGAACGUCCUCCAAUCCUCCCAUCAGAAGAUGACCCCUAAAUGGAGUCCUCUCACGGCGGGUCCGAUGCUCGAAAAUGGCCGUGGGAAGUCGGUGGCGGCGGUGGCAUCGUCGGGUUCGGGUGAGAGAGAGGAAGAGAUGAAGGGGGAGAAGAAGAGGAGGAUUCCAUUUAUAGACUUUCUUGGUAUGGGAAGCUCUUAGUUUAGCAAAGUGAGAAUUUUGUUAUGGAGUGUGAGUUUCUCCUUGGUUGUCAAAUGUAAGAGCAAUAAUGAAUUUCCAACUAUAUUAUAUGAGAAAGAGAUUAUCAAUUAAUGUUU
This is a messenger RNA of Cucurbita moschata (crookneck pumpkin), 832 nucleotides long. Its product is annotated as transcription factor CSA-like. Gene Ontology annotation, molecular function: RNA polymerase II cis-regulatory region sequence-specific DNA binding; DNA-binding transcription factor activity, RNA polymerase II-specific. The record is from RefSeq and is a predicted model, not a curated record. NCBI's taxonomy places the organism in Eukaryota, Viridiplantae, Streptophyta, Magnoliopsida, Cucurbitales, Cucurbitaceae. The transcript is spliced from 2 exons. The coding region runs from base 48 to 716 and encodes 222 amino acids. Gene Ontology annotation, cellular component: nucleus. Gene Ontology annotation, biological process: regulation of DNA-templated transcription.